Pimephales promelas (fathead minnow) is the source of this 821-nucleotide messenger RNA. RefSeq names its product BRICHOS domain containing 5 (gene bricd5). The record is from RefSeq and is a predicted model, not a curated record. Lineage: Eukaryota; Metazoa; Chordata; Actinopteri; Cypriniformes; Leuciscidae.
GACAGGUACCGUGAGGAGAAGCAAAACAGGGCAGAAUGGUGAGGUGCUGGAAGCAUUCAGAAGCCGGUCUGGAGGACCCACGGAGCAUGCACUGUGGUCCCGUCAGCUCCUCCAGGGUUCCUCACAAAGUUCUCUGGUGCAGUCUCACUGCCAUGCUGUUCGUUGUUAUCAUUGCUCUCAGUGUGACGGCACAUCUAGGGCUUCAGCAUAAGACACAAUCUUCCCUGCAGGUUGUCAGAAUUCCCGAUCACAUGGGUGACUUGAUCAAUCAGUCGGCUUUGAUUGACAAGCACAACAGCGUAGUGACCUACUCCGUGACUUCCCAUGUCAACUACACCUCCACUGUGAUUUUUGACAUGAGACAUGGGUUGGUAUGCUAUAAACCUGACAACCAAGACAGCUGCUUUCUUCGCCGGAUGGAAAGCUUGGAUUACGAGAACGUGCAAUCUCAACUAAACAAGACGGAGCAACAGGUUCGUCAGGUCUGGGUGGUGGGAAAUCAGACUGAAAAACACACCGAGUUUUUGGGAGUGCUGCCCGGCAGUCGUGUUGAAGCUUCCACCCUUCAGGAACCUCUUCAGUCCCUCUGUCAGCAGGCCUCUGUGUACUGGACAAGAAGAUCUGAUGGUCCCGGGAAACAAAGACUUAUUUACUUCUGCAUCGACAUUUGCUUCCCCAGCAACAUUUGCGUUUCUGUGUGUUUCUACUACCUGCCAGAGUGACAUUCCUGUGUACCAGCACACGCCAGGCAAACAAACAAAUGUCUUCUCAUCGACGAGAGCAACUGGAAAGGCUAAAAAAAUGCCAUAUUUAAUGCCAAU